This is a messenger RNA of Folsomia candida, 1738 nucleotides long. It is a transcript of the gene BI-1, whose product is annotated as probable Bax inhibitor 1. The record is from RefSeq and is a predicted model, not a curated record. Gene Ontology annotation, molecular function: enzyme binding. The coding region runs from base 298 to 1008 and encodes 236 amino acids. The transcript has 7 exons. NCBI's taxonomy places the organism in Eukaryota, Metazoa, Arthropoda, Collembola, Entomobryomorpha, Isotomidae. Gene Ontology annotation, biological process: negative regulation of RNA splicing; cellular response to unfolded protein; negative regulation of apoptotic signaling pathway. Gene Ontology annotation, cellular component: mitochondrial membrane.
GGCUAUCCUCGAAUGCUAUAAACAUCAGUUUCUCUUAUUACACACUUGAGCUCAUUUCAUCGUUGGUUGUAUUGUAUUUGAUUCUUCUGGAACAAUUUUGUUUAAUAUUUCUCCAAUUAAAGAGGGUUUGGUUGAUAAGGUUGAUAAGGUAAAAUUACGAGACUGUUGUUGUGGUAAAGGAGAAAGGUGAAGGACGUGAAAAACGCGAGUUGAAAGUACGAGGGAGGGGUUUACUAAAAGUUGAAGGAAAACUAACCAGCAGUCACUGUCACUUAACCUGAUCUCUGUAUUUUAAAAAUGGAGACUCUACAGAAUUUCCGUUCAAUGAUCAACAAUAAGCUGGAGCCUCAAAUGAGGAACCACUUGAAGAAUGUGUACGGCUGCAUUGCAUCAUCGACGUUGGUCGCAGCAGCGGGCGCAUACUCGCACUGCAAUGGAAUUUGGGAGGGGGGUCUUUUGAGCAUGUUGGGCUCGAUAAUUUUGCUCACAAUGAUGGCCUUCUCGCGAAACCCGGAAGGAAAGGAUGAUGGAAUGCGCUUCUUGUACUUGAAUGGGUUUGCUCUUUGCACUGGACUGUCCACGGGACCUUUGAUCGAACGAGUGUGGGAUCUUGAACCUUCCAUUGUGGUUUCAGCCCUCAUGUACACGUGUGUUAUCUUCACAUGCUUCACUAUCAGCGCAUUGAUCGCUCCGGAUGGGAAAUAUUUGGCCCUUGGCGGACCACUCUUGUCAAUCUUGUCGACAAUGCUUCUUGCUUCCAUUCUCAACAUCUUUGUCCGAUCUCCUACCUUCGUCUACAUGCAACUCAUUCUUGGACUCGUCAUUAUGUCAGCAUUCAUCCUCUACGACACUCAAAUGAUCAUGGAGAAAGUCCGCAUGGGCGACAAAGACUACGUUUGGCAUUCUCUCACCCUCUUUAUGGACUUGGCUUCAAUCUUCAAGCACAUUCUUGUCCUCUUGGCCGACAAGGAACAAAACAGCCGCAACAGGAAGAGGAGCAGCCGCUAAGGAAUGAACAACUAAGAAAAAAUCUCAACUUUACUUCAAAGUUUGAGACGACACAUGUCCAAAUUCUAAAAUUCUUUUAGGUUCAAAACCUAUACACCCCCUGCCCACCCAAAGACACCAUACACACAUAUUACAGAAAAAAACAUUCAUUGGUUCACUUGUAUAAUACAUUAUUUAGCGUGAAUGACAAUAUUCUACACAUUGCUACAAUAUGUCUGUCUGAAGCGAGAAAACUGAUGUCGUCGUCGCCAAUUUUUGUGUGAAAAAUUAAAAAUUAACAAUUACAGUGUAAAAUACUAUAUUACGUGUUAUUUGAUUGUGUCACUUACCACAACCGCUAGAAGUAAAUAGAUAAAUAUUUAGAUAGAUGAAUAUAAUUAACAAUAAUAACAAACAGAAAAUGUGUAGUCAACUACUAACAAGCAAUGAUUUGAAUUUUAUUAUGAUGGAAAUGACAAUAUCCUUUCAUAAUGCAUUCAAAAUACGUCUGUUUGAUGGAUUGAAUUAAUCGCUAUUACUAUAAUUCUUUUGAUAUUAUUUAUCCACCAGUCUGAGAAUUUCAUAAAAUUUCAUAAUUUCAACACACAAAUUAUGAAUUACACAACACACGGAUUACACAAUGGAAUGGUCAUUAUUAUAUGCACACUACUAUAUAUUGGACUAUUUGUUAUAGUUGAAGUCAAAAUCGGAUGAGAAAAUAAAAUUAAUAUGCAUAUAAAAUUAUGUCUCA